AUGGCGUCCCCCGCGGCGCAAAAGCGCGCCAAUGUUGUGGUAUCCAGGCUCAUUCCGCCGGUGCUACUCGGCGCCGUGGUCUACGCUUCUUACGCGGUAACGAAACCGCUGUGCAUCGACUAUUUAAUUCAUCCUUUACCUUCUUAUGACCGAGGUCCACGAGUUGGCGCUGGCGCUGCGAUCCUUACCGUCUAUUACGUCCUUUUAAUUCCUAUGGUUGUCACUUAUCUUCAUCUUUAUUAUCACGUCCUUUGGAACCCUGGCUAUCUUCCCAUCGGCGAUCAUAAGCUGCAGGAUGAUCAAAGCGAUGAAAACGAAAAGAAGACGAAGAAGUCGCACCGGAGGCGCCAUCGGAAGAGCGCGCGGAAAGCCGAGUCCGAGAAAACCACCCAGUCGGACACUGACGUGGAAAGGGGCUUGGGCCCCACGUCUGGGGGCGUGAAAUCUGAACCAGAUCUGGAUUUAGAGAGCUUUUAUACCAAGGACGUUUUCGUGUGCCAGCAGGAUGGCCGGCCCCUUUGGUGCUCAACCUGCUGUCAAUACAAGACAGACAGGGCACACCAUUGCAGGGAGCUGGGUCGCUGUGUGCGCAAAAUGGAUCAUUUCUGCCCCUGGGUUGGAGGGGUUGUGUCGGAGACAUCAUUCAAAUUCUUCAUUCAAUUUGUGGUUUACACUUGUAUCUACUGCACUUUCGCUCUUAUAGUCUCCGCAUAUUUCACUGCGGAGAUCCGGCGCAAUACCGGAGGCGCAAAUCCGUAUUGGAGUGCCCUUUUUGCUUUCUUUACAGCUGGAAUGACUUUGAGUUCGGUACAAAUGGGCAUCUUUAACAUAACAACGAUUGAGAAUCUCAAUCGACGCACCGCUGUUUGGACCCUUGCUAUACGUGUGCCUGAGCAUAUGCUCGACCGACUCUGGGAUACCCAGUCUCCCUGGGCCCCAACAUUUCCCAUGGUCUCCUACCCACCCGAGGCAUCGACCCCAGGCCAACCGCAAGAAACGAACCCCUCCACCGAACGCCACGUUUUUGCUAUUCUCCACACCCAACCGGGCGAGAAUCCCUUCGAUCUGGGCACUCCAAUUAAGAACCUACGGCAAGUCAUGGGGCACAGUAUCGCCGAUUGGCUCCUGCCAAUCAAGCAGAGCCCAUGUGCCGAUCAUAGUAGCAUGGAGAGCCAUUACGCCUUUGGUCCCGUGGUGACGCGCUUGAAACAGGAGGCUGGACUGGUGCCGCCCGAUAAUGGGGCUGUCCCGACAACCCCACAUUCAGGGCGUAACCAGCCGGAGAAAAAUACGCAUUGA
Messenger RNA from Penicillium salamii, 1299 nucleotides. NCBI's taxonomy places the organism in Eukaryota, Fungi, Ascomycota, Eurotiomycetes, Eurotiales, Aspergillaceae. The record is from the annotation of a GenBank genome assembly.